UCAUUUGUUUUGACUGGUAAUUUUCCCUCAUCUUCUAUCAACUUAUUUAUUUAUUGUAAUUUAGAUUUGAUUGAUUGAACAAUUAUUGGUUGAGUAGCCGGGUGGUAAUAUUUGUUUAGGUAACGAUUUACAUUUAAAUUUAUGAUGAAUUAUAGAACCGCUAUUUAUCCGAUUACUUGUUUUGAUUUCGACGGGAAAGGGCGCGUGUCUAAAGUCCCCGGUCGGCUAUUCUUCAACGUCCAAACCGUAGUUUGGAUUUCACAGUAUUUUUGUCACAGCGUAAAACUUUAAAUCGUAGGGCACCAGGACUCCUAAUUCUUUUUCGACUUGGGAUACUACUAGAGAGGAGGUACCUAAGUUGUAACUGCAGUCUGCGACAUGUCGCAGAUGGACUACUUUACACUUUGAAGUGUUAAAGGUAAGUCCGUUAUCGUCUGCCUAACUUUGAAGUCGAGUCAGAUCCUCCUGAAGUGCCUGCCUAUCGUCUUGGUUGCGUAUCUCUCUUCAAAGUUUCACGUCGUCGGCAAAAGUAAUAAGGCUGACGUUACCUGUUGGGUAAGAUCAUUUAUGUGAACCAAGAAGAGAAGAGGUCCUCGUACUGAGUCCUGGGGGACCCUACUAGGACAUUCCAUAGCCUGAGAUAAGGUGAAAUUAGCCCUGACCUUAAAAUGUUGAUUUUCGAGUAUGAAGUAAGCCAAUCGAUUAGAGGUGGUCUGAUACCCAAUCGUUUGAGUUUAUUGAUAAGACAUGUAUGGUUAACCUUAUCAAAAACUUUUGAGAAAUCUAGGUAGAUGAUAUCAACCCUCCCCUUGUGAUCGAGGAUGCUUGUCCAUCUGUCCACCGCAGUCAGCAGGCUGGUAAUACAAAAAUAACCCUUCGUGAAACCAUGCCGUUGAGGUGAGAAGAAAUUUAAGGACAGUAAAUAGUCAUAUAUACCAUCGCAUAUCAAGGACUCCAUGAUUUUUGAGGGUAUGGAGAGAAGAGCCACCGGUCGGUAACUUGGAGGUUCGCUGAGUCGACCUCCCUUGAAAAUUGGUGUGAUGUAAGUAAGCCUCCAAUUGUCCGGUAGUGUGAGAACAGCACGCUAAGCGGCGUUGCCAAGAUUGAGGCUGCUUCCCUCAGUAUGACGGAAUGGACCAUAUCCGGGCCAGAAGUGUCUAAUCUUAAGUGUUGCAGUUUCCGGAACACCAAGUCAGCGCUCAAGCUCACUUCGGAAAGUUUUUUGGAGUUGUAGAUGAAGCUUUCAUCAGUAUAGUUGAUGUGGGUCAGUUGAAAUGUCCGAGAGUAUUGUUCAGCCAAAAGGCUAGCGGCGUCGCCGUCGUCGUUGGUCGGGCUGUUAAGACGUAGCAGUUAGGAAAAUCCAAGUUUUCAAUUCAAAAGAUAACCUGAAAUACUCAAGAUCAGAUUUGAAUGGGCAAUCAGAAAUAAAUGAAAAUCAACUGUUCCGAAAAAAUUCAAUCGAAAAUUUACUCGAUAUGCCAAUCCUUAGAAAGGAGCUGACCGAAAUAUUGUCAUUCUCUGCUCUUGUCCCUUCACUUAAACCGUCAUGUGUAUAUAGACAACUGGAUGACCAAGUUUCACCAGAAUCCAACGUUCCAAUGUUAGUCAAGCGCUACUUUGAUGAAUUUGGAUUUCGAAUAGAUGAUCUUGAAAACCUUCCAUGCCCAUUCAUCGAAUCAUCUGCCAAUCGACGUGCUUGGUUGACCUGCUUGGAAUUCUCUCAUACUCAUACACUGGGUAUAUCAAGUCUAGACGAAUAUGAUGCCAGAUAUAGUUCAGUUGGAUCUACCGUCGAUGAAGAUGAUGAUCAAUUAUGGUCAAGAGUAAACUUGCGUUUAGUUCAGUCACCCAGACUAACAGAACUUAUUCGAGGACAAGCCUUAGAUGUAGAAGCCCUUGCUAGAUCUGGUGAACAACUUGGGAUUCCUCAUUCUCUUCGACCUCAUAUAUGGCCUAGACUAACAGGAGCCUUAUUAAAGGCAAAAGAAUCUAAACAACGGAUCCCUUCGAUCACAUAUACUGAAUUAGUUCAACUCAGCUCUACAGACACACUUUUGGCCGGAAUUCAGAUUGAAAAGGUUGCUUAUUUUUUAUAUCGCUUUUAACUUGUUUAUAAACAAAUUGUUCGUUAAUUUUGUAGUAUUUACUUAUUGAAUAAUUAUAUUACAUUAAUGAGGCUCAUAAUAAUAAGUAGAAAACGAAAACGGAUUAUAUGUCAAAUAUGCAUUGCUCUUAUUAUUUGGAAAAUAUUCUCAUACAGUUUGUUUGGUAAAUGCAAUUAUUUACAUACUUUAAUUUUGUUUGAUUUCUGUCAGAUUUUAUAGUGAAAUUAGUUUUAGUAUUUGAAAUUUAAAUAUAUACAUACAGUCAUAUGUACAUCUUAAUGUCCUCUUUAUCGAAUGAAAUAUUUAGAACCAAGCAUGUAGUAAGAUCGGCAUCCUGUCUCGAUGGCUUACUAUUCAGUUUUCUUGGCUACCGAUUUAAUAGGGAAUUAAACCAAGUCCGAUUUUCGUAGCAAGAACAUCACAUUUAGAUGAUCAGAUUAAUUUAUUGGAAUGUAUAACAGAACAGUCCCUUCUCUAAAUAAACAUGUAACUAGCUUUUAGAGUUCUUAUAAGAUAUGCAUAAUUAAUAGUUGAGAGAAAAGUAUAAACUGCACGCUCCAUCCUCGGUCUUUGUGUUUUGAUUUUGGACUAACAUCGCCACUCUGUUCAAUGACAACAGUAGUCCAUUAGGACAGUAACUAUUUGCAUUAAACUCUUCAAACAUCCUACUUUGAAAGAAAUCUAAUGGAAAAUUGUUUUAUCUGCCACCUACACUAGAAAGUUUUCAAAAACUCGAAUAUGCAAAUCCAUCUGUAUUACUUUUCAUUGUCAACUUUUGUUAUCACCUUUAAUUGAUGAUAACUUCGUUUAUUGUUGACAGGGUUCUGUCGCGUAAAAAGAAUAACAAAUAGUCGAAACUCCGUAAAAUCAUUUAUCACCACUCAUUGAAUAUACAGUGGUUCCUUGUUUUACAUGUAUAAGUAAUGGUCGAUUCCGACAUAACAAUUGGCGACGAUCAGUGAUAACAAUAAUACAAAUUGAAAUUUCAGUAAAAUGUGAUUACUCCUCUCUUCACCGCCUUAUUUCUUUUAUGUUCUAGGAUCUUUUCCGUACAAUGCCAAAUAAUCUAUGUUUCCAUUCCUCAAAUUCUACUGGUAUUUCGCGACUGCGUCGAGUUCUGCGUGCCCUAGCUUGGUUGUAUGUAGAUGUAGGAUAUUGUCAAGGCAUGGGAUUAGUAAGUCAAUAAACAAAAACAGUUCGUUGUUUAAAUUUCCUCCUUUCUCAAAAAAGCUCGCUUAAUAAUUAUUCAAACAAAAAAACUUCGUAUUAUAAGGCACCAAGAAAGCCUCCAUGGUAAAGUAAGUGAUAGUUAAGGUAGAAAGUUUAUUGUUAGUGGAAGGUCAGUUGUACCUAAGGCUUAUCGCUACAAUAAUAUAAAUAGUGGCUGCAAAAAUACACUAUGUGAUUUCGAUAUCGAAAUCCAACAUUCAAUAUCGUCUUUCAAGGGGUAACUCGUUUAUUUACUGAAAACCAAGAUUGAUCAGAUCCUACUACUUAGCCCAGUAGACCUAAUAAUAAAAACUGAUAAAUAUUCGGCAUAAACAAACAAUCAAACACCACAAUAAACAACUGUUAUUAUAGAAUACCUUAAUACCAAAUCCCAUUCUAUAUUAUGCUGUGCCACUACUUAUCUCGUAUUAACAAUAUUUGUUAUUUAUUCGUACAAUUCUCCUCUGCUUUCCCUUUUUACCAUCCAUUGGGAUCAUAUAUAGCUAUGACCUUAUUAACUAGAGCAUAUCUACCACUGUUUUAUCGGGUUUUUUGAAAAAAAUAUUUUUUUAACUAUUGAUUUCAUUAUUUUUACUAACUUUUCCUGUUUCCUGUAAACGAAUUAGUUUUAUUUUCAUUAUAGUAGUAUAACCUGAACUAUUAUUGCUUCGGUUUUUAGUAGAAAUAAGCUUGAACCAAGGGGGAAAUUUAUUCUCCUGUUACUUAGAAAUUUGUUUCACAAUGUGCUGUAAGAUAAGAGAAAAGAAGUGAGGUCAAUUAUAAUUGCUUCGAUAGUGUUAAUAGCUUUAAUGGUAUACCCUCUAUACUAAUAGUCAUUAUGACAAAAUCGCACAUAAACGUGCCAAAUCUUAGUGAGGAAGUUCUACGUAUUAGGCCAGUAAAGCAUGACCUGACGGCAGGAACUCACUUUGUCAAUUGGCCUGAAGGUUGUCAGUCUAACCCCUAUGGUAAGAAGCUUUUCUAAGGAGUUCCAAAAUAAAAGGCUACAUUUUUUUUAAAGUUCACCUAAUAAUGAUCAGUAUGUCUAGAAAUUAAAUUGCAAUUAGUUAUCAAUAAGCAAUAGAAAUAAUUAUUUAAAUCCAUAAAAAGCCAUGAUUUUUUCAAGAAUAGUAAUUAAGGCUUAACACGAAAAAACAUAAUGGCCCUUACUCAGUCUUGUAGGUCAUUAGUACCUCACUCAUUCAUCAAAACACGACUUCUAACGUAACCUGAUUUUAUCACAUUGUUUAAUAUGUGUAUGUUUGUGCUGCAUGACAUUCAUCUAGCCCGACGACUACAAUAUUUGUGCGAACAUUUCUUUGAACUUCGUUAACCACAAUAAAUUAACCUGAAUUUUCAUUUCAUUUUUUUCACUAACCUUUUAUGCGUACAAUAGAUAGUUGCAAAUUUAUUAUUAUGCUUAGAAGAAGAAACAGCUUUUUGGAUGAUGUGCAGUAUUAUUGAGGAUCUUCUACCACCAUCAUAUUUUUCGUCACUUAGUUUAUUGGGUGUACAAGCUGACCAACUUGUACUGAAUCAUCUACUUCCAUUCUAUCUACCAGAAUUAGAUGCACGUUUAAAAGAAUAUGAAAUAAGUAAGCAAAAUGUUCAUUCUUCAAAAUACCGUGAACAGAUUCUCCGUUUUUUCAUACAUAACAUCUAAUUUAUAGGUGUUGAAUUAAUCUUUGUAUCUAAUAUCAAAUGAUGUAAGACAGUUACUGGUAAUAACAUGUUAUAACUUGUGGCCCUGUGCCCCUAUCAGUAUAUAACGUAAUGAUACCACCAAUUAGAGAACAGCGACUUAUCGACUAGACCAAUGACGCGUAAACCCGUACGAGUGGUCUAGAAUCCUUAUCAGACCGUCUCCCUGCCUAGCAAUGCCUGUUGAGUCCAAAACACCAAUCUCAGCCUCUGAAAUAUGAGUCAUGUAUUUCAAACACACUGUAUUUAUAUACAAACCAAACAGACCACAUCUCACCACAAAAUAGAAAACAAUAUUUGUACAAGAUCUGGCCAAAAGUGGCUGUGAAUGUGGGAGAUUGUAAUUAAUAGACUGAGCAUAAUUCAAGAACAGUAAGUCGCAUAAUAAUAGUCUAUGGGUCAAGACAAAGCUUAUAAUAGGAGGAAAUUGAAUAUGCAUAGUUUAGUUACAUAACAAUUAUACAAUAAAAAUAUAUGCAUCAUAUUGGUCCAUAAAUAGGUCUCAAAAUUACUAUUCAUAAUUCUCGUCAGGAUAUAGCAUAAUAUAAUUCCUACUACUAUCCCAUCUUUUCUGUCAACCAAGUGCUUAAACAAUAAAAUGAGAAGUUGAUCUCAUUUUUACAGUUAUAUUAUUUUUUUCCGUAGAAAGGAAACCUGUUUUUCCAUUAAACUGUUUGUAAAAGUAAUGAUGCAUUACCUUUCCAACGUUGAGUUGCGUCUUGUAUUUUUCAAGAAAGUAGCUUAUUAUGUCAUAUAUAUAUUGGUUUUUUGACUCAUCGCUUUUCGUGAUAUUGUUUAUCUACACCAGAGCAUACACAAGAAUCAACAUGAAUGCUAGGUCACAAAAUGUGCCAUCAAAACAGAUUUUCUAUCUAUUUUUUAUUGAUCGAAAUCUUGAUUUUUAUUUUCUUAUUUUCCUGUGUAUGUGUGCUCACUAUUUUGAGUACAAAAUAAAUAGCCUUAGUUAUUUUACUAUAUCAAUCGAAACAUGGUGAUCGUUACAUGGUAUCCUGUCACUGAGCUUAAAGAAUCAGACACCUACUUGCACAGACUGGUGAAUUUCGAUUGCUUUUGUAAAUGAAAAAGCAUGAUACCUUAUAGACAAAAUUAUAUGUAUUUAUUUAUAAACUAUAUUCUCUUUGACUGUGACUAUUUUAAAUGCUGGAGAGGAAAGUAGGGAUAUUACAAAAACGUUUGUACUAAUCACUUUGUUGAAAGGUCCUGUUUCACAGAAUUAAAACUGUUCUACAAUAUUGAAAAAAAUUUUUGAUCGCACCAGACGAGUAAAAAGUUACAGGUAUUUUGAUAAACCUUAUCCUGCCUUAUUGACUGUGAUUCGAUAAAAUUUCAUUGGUCUUCCACAGUCAGUAUAUCUCCCCAACAAACAUAAUCGAAUUGACCAUUAAACUUUCUAUACAAAAGUCUGUAACAACUACAAGUCUUUUAGAUUCCAUUAGCACAUUAUUACGAGUUAUGUUCUGAUGGUUUUACCAGUCCUACUAAAUGUAACCAUAUCUUAAAUCAAACCACCUUCAGUUGUGUUUCAUAUAAUCUCUUCCAGGCAGACAAAUAAGCCCAAAGGAUUAACCAAUCUUCUAGGUACUGUUGUGACGUACGGCGGCCAAAAUCUGAUACUGAUACACGGUAUGCUAUGCGCUAACCCCCCAACUGACUACUUGAGCGAUAAAGUGUUUUGAUCUACCGAAUGAAAUGCACAAAUAUUCAUAUAUAUACCACUCUAUCCUUAGGAAAUUAAUCCAUUGACCCCACUGAAAUGUACUUGAGCUUGGGUCACUUAUGAUUACCAUCGAUUGACCUUUUGCUACUUCUGAUUGGCUCUCCAUAUCAAGUACACUUGCAUUUUUGUAAAAAAUGAUACAACUCAGAAUUUUCAAAUAGUUUUUCAAAGUUGAUCCCAUUAACUUAACAGUUAAACCAAGCUGAUUGAGUAAGCACCAUGAUUAUUUCAAACAUUUGUUAACUUGUUUUCUUUUUCCUUUUUACACUCUGGACACAGGCCUACCGCUCAUUACGCUACAGUGGUUUCUCACGCUGUAUUCAAGUGUAUGUCCUACAGCUUUAACAUUUCGAAUAUGGGAUUUAUUAUUUUAUGAUGGUUCAGUUGUUCUAUUUCGCAUCGCCCUUGCACUUUUAUCCUACAAAAGCGAAGAAAUUUUGAAUUUAAACAAUUCAUCUCAGAUAUUCCACUCACUUUCUAAUGCACCAGGGUCAGUGACUGACGUAAAUGAAUUAAUCAAGGCUGCCUACAGUCUAGAUGAUGAACAUUUGGAACCAUCAAAUAUCAGUAGUCUUAGACGUCAUUAUUUAGCUCAACUUAUGGUUGAUGAAGGCGCUGUUCUGAAACCAGAUUCUCGUCCUAAUUUACCUAAACAAUAUCUAGCUAAACGACAAUUUCAACGACCCAAAUCUUUAUUCACUACAUUAUUUGCAUCUGUAGCGUCAAAUGGACAACCAUAUCGUCGAAUUACUGGCAUGGCUGUACCAUUUCAAUAUUCUAUUGGUAAUAAUGAUUUGUCACCGCCGUCAUCAUCUAUACAUUAUAAGCCUGCAUAUGUAAGUGUAAGCUUACAUGAAGGCAGCGUUGAAGCGGACGACCCAAAAUUGAAGAAUGUGCACCAAACGGAAAUACUUGUAGAAUUAAAACAAUCAAUUCAGUUGGUAUGUCAACUAAUAUUCUUUAUAUCGUUCUUAUUAUUUAUCAUAUUUUUUAACGUACGUAUACUGCUUGUAACAUCUAUAAUUAUCAGUGUUUCAUCUGUUUGUGUACAAUGUCAUAGUGAAUUGCUUUUAGAUGCCAGUAGUAUGAUUCCGUUUUUUUAUAGUUUACUUACCUUACAGUUUAGUGUAGACAGAUACAUGACUGGUGAGUUACAUUCAUUCAGUUAGGUUCCUUGUACUUCUGACGGUAGAUACUUUACAUCAUUGUGCCUAUGUCAAGACUUAAUGCGGUCUAAUUGUUCAUGUAUUACAUUACCAAAUGCCGUGGUACGGCCGAGAGUGGGGAGAGUCCGCUCUCCCCCUCCAAAUGCUCUCACAUGGCCACGCGUAUAUAGCUUCUACCAGGGAAGUCGUACUCACAGCCUUCUGGUGGCGAGGGUGUUAUCUACGAAAAUGAGAGGACGAAAAGCGAAUGUCCGGCGCUUUAACCAGAUUCCAAACCAAUGGUGCGCAUGGGCUCCAGUAUCCUGAGGGAACAUAUGGCGUAUGAACCAAUCGUUGGUCACCGGCUACCAUGGGACUGCAUCUCCCCACGAUGCCCCACUGCCUUGUGGGUCAGACCUUUAGAUCAAAGGCUCGGGGUGUGGCCCCCUAAGAAAACCACCUGCUUCGCUUUGGGCACCCUGGCAGUAUCAUAGCCCUCACAUAUAUCAAAUGAGAUUUAUGUGGCGCAUAUGUAUUUGGUGCCUCAUUGUACCAAUAUCUGUGUUAAAAUAAAUAAUAAAUAAGUGCACCGCCACACUUAUCUCGAAAAUCGUUGUUUAGCUGUCAGUGACAUUCUGGAAAUAAUUCCGAAGGAAGUACGUGAGGGUUUUUUUUGCCUGGUGAAAGUCUUUUCAACUUGUAGUACCUGAAUGACAUCCGAAUCGCAUCUAAUUAAUUGGUAACGUCCGUAAAUAUGGGAUAUACUUUUUACCCUUAAAAUCCAGUGUAUUAUUGCGAGGCUAACGAAAUCACUUAAAAAUAGUCAAGAAGUUAUGUCUUAUUAGUUGUGUGAGUGGUAAUGUUAGAAAAGGAGAUUAUAUCAAUGUGUGUAUAGUGAAAGUCAAAACGUUAUAUGUCAGUCUGAGCUGAGUUAAAUCAGUGGUAUACUGAUUUCGGUGACCUAGUCAUAUUUUAUGAGUACCAUUUCUGUAGCUUUCUACAUCGAGCUUUAUUUCCCGACACUUGGACUAAACAAAAAAAGCUGAAAGGGAGUCGUUUUAUAACAUGUGACCAUAAAAUAAAAGAUUGCUCUAUAGAACGGGCUUCUGUUGGUCCAUCAUGACUCCAUGGUUGAAUUCUUAGUGAUCGUGUCCUGGGAUAUUAUCAUCCGUAGCUCAAAAUAGAAGUAAGUUUUCUACCACACUUAAUAAAAGUAAGAUGAUCCUUCAUAAAUGAAGGAGUUCUACAUUAUCAUAUUUAUAAUGGAACUUUUCUCUAUAUUUACUAUUUUCUCUAUCUAGUUAGUGACCAUAUGACUUUCCUUUCUAAUAACUGUGCACAAUACUAUCAUUCUAUUUUGUAUUGCUCAUUCUUUUGAUGCCUUAUUAUGACAAAUAUUUCUUAUGUUACAAAUAAAUAAAGCUAGGUUUCGAAAUAAAAAAUGGUCACCGCCUAAUCGUGUCACUCAUCUCUCACUGUCAAUUUCAUCGUGUUGUUUUAUAUUUUAGAUUGUACGUCACUUCCGUAUAAAUGAUCCUGAACAACACGGUGACGCUACCGCACAUGCAGAUUAUUCAAUGGAAAGUCACAAAUUAGACCUCGAUUCUUAUGUACAAGUAAAUUUUAGCUACUUAUAAUUUUGUUUGGUUCUUCUACGUUUGCUAUUUACUAACUGAAAUUUAUCAACCAUCUGGCAAGAGAAACAUUCAAGUGCUAACUCUUUGCAUUUAUAUUUUUCUAUCGCUGUAGAUGAGAUCUCAUCGGUCUUCAGUACUUAGAGACCUCAUGACGGUUUAUAUAAAUCUCGUAUAAGUCGUUCACUUGAUGAAACCUAUCAUUAAUGGAUAAACUCUAAGAAUCAUUAAGCACUACAUAUGUUUCCAUUUUGUUUGGGACUACUCAUUUGAACUUUUCACUUAAUUCUUUCGAUGUCUCAAAAUCAACAUUUGUUUCCUGCUAACCAAUAGGAAAUUCAGGACAUUAUCCGACUACAUUUGCAUCGUAUAUUAAGUUUCUUUUUCGUCGACACACUUUCUCGUUUAAUUAUAACCGUGAAAUUAUUCGUUUUUGUCUUUCUCUUUCAAACUGUUUGUGAAUCUAGACAUGUAUAAAAAAGCAUUUCUUAUCCAAAUUAUGGCAGAAAAGAAAAUGAACAUACGUCAGUGUUCAUAUUCAAAUAUAAAAAUCGAAUUGUCAUGAUCAUUUAUUCAGUGAUCUCAAGAUCACUGUAUCUGAAGUCCUUUUCGGGAUUUUUAAUAUCGUAAAUGUAGCCAUUCAAAGACAUUGCUGUCACGUAUUAAACCACUGAUGUUAUGGUAGAGCUAUGCGUCUGUACGACAAUUCAUUGAUUUCAGGGUAUUACGUAGUUGUUACCAUGACGUAUUUCGUUCCAGCACUGGCUCAGGACUUUCGAACGGUUAACUUCUGUAACCAAACCACUAUAAUCCAUUGAGGAUUUUUGACGACAUUUCAGAGUCUGGUAACUUGAUUAUUUAAAAAGAUUAAUUCAGUAACUUCGUUCGUACUAUAGGUUUUGAACAUACAAACUUCUGCUCCAAUCAACUGUCGCCACUAUAAGAAAUGAUUUCUGCACUCAAUUGUUUACAUCAUUUCGAUCAAUUAUAGAUAAUCUACCAACUACUCAAUAAAAAUAAGUAUUUUAUAUUUAUGUCCUACGUCAUUAGAUCACAAAACAAAUUUUUAAAAAUCAUUAAUUAUUGUCUUAUUUUUUGUCAACACAUUUCUAUUAUGUCAUGUAGAAAAAUGAUCUAAAAAUUGUUUCAUUUACAAUAUUGUCUCAUUUACUCAGUAUUUGUGUCCUAUAUUGUAUAUUAUAUAUAUGCAUAGUAAGUCUGAAAAGUAUGAAUUGUUCAGGAAAUAUCAGAAGCAGACAAAUAUUUUAUUCUGUUUCGUUGUUGCAACAGAUAAUUUAGAACAGAAUUUCGCUUCUAAUUAUUAAAUCAUUGUUCUACAAGCCGUUUUCAUUAGUCAAUGGUUUCGGACUACAUUGUAAUGUUUCGUUUCGUCUGAGAUUCGAUUGACUGUCACCAUCCAUUCAAUAGAAGAUAGAUGUUUGUGUACAGACAUCAGAAUGUAAUAAAACACUUACAGUAAUCAAAACAAGUACCAACACUUUUUUAUAAUUUCUUAAACAUACCAUUUGUUUAAAAAUCAGAUCGUGCAACAUCGUAGACGACGUGCCAAAGCAUUGAUCGAUUUUGAACGCUUUGAAGUAGAUGAACUGGAAUUUCAUAAAAAUGAUAUCCUAACCAUUAUUAACUCAGAUGACGAACAUUGUUGGAUCGGUGAACUAAACGGUCAACGAGGUUGGUUUCCUGCCAAGUUUGUUGAAUUGUUAGAUGAACGUGGAAAAAAUUAUUCUCCAGCUGGUGAUGAUGGUGUAGACAGAUUAAUUAUUGGCCUUGUUCGCGGAAGGUAAUUUUAUAAUCAUUAUAUAUCUUAAUCACAAUUCUUAUAUUUUUAUAACCACACCUUUUAAAAGAUUUGCUAGUUACAUUGAUCAAAGUUCAAAGAUGAUAAAAUGCAUGUACUUAUAUUUAACUAGAAUGACUAAACUUUUCAACAUUUUUGUUCUGAUAGGCUUAUGUGUUUACCCAUUGAGUUGCCAAUUAUGUCCUAGUCAUAGCAUUCCUGAAUUGUACAUGUGUUUACCAUCUUAUCUGGUUAUUAAUAAUACAAGUGAAUUUAGGUUAUUGGCUUUUUUUGCAGAAUAAUAAAUCUCUACACAGAUAAGUUAAAGUGAAUAGAAUGUGGUUAGAAAAUAUUCAUUUUGUUCUACCCACUUUUUAACGUAGUGGGAUUAGGUAUUGCUUCUCUAGAGUUUUUUUGGAACGAAAUUAAGGUCAUCAAUUAUUUGUUUUUAUUGAGAUAAAGAAUAGAGUAAUUCUUUUUUUCUCCCUUCUGAAUAAAAAAUAAAAUUUAGAAAUAAGUUCACCAUCUACUAUAGGUUUUAUUAUAGUACUUGUUAUUAUUACUCCAUUCUUAAUUUCUCUCUAUUCUCUUCUUUCCAAACUCCCUUAAAUAAUCUUUAUUAUUUCACUUACACCCAUACUAAUGUACAAUUAGCAAAAGAAUUUACAACUUAGUAAGUUAAAUACACGACUUUGGAACAUAAAGUCACACUCAUUAACCAGCUAUUGAGUACAUCUAGUGAAUCCACUCACGGUCGACAGUCCACGAAACAUUCUCAACUACUAAUCAAAAUACUAAUAAAGCCAACCACUUAUCUCCUACUAUCUUUUGCUACCCAGAAAAUAAUUUGACACAUUUUACAUUUCCGUUUAUACUCCGUAUUAUCAUUGAUUAAUUGGAUCAGAGUAGUUUUGGCCCAUAAAUCAAAUCACUGGUACGUUCAAGGCAUCUUAUUAUUUCAAAAGUAAAAGUUGAUAGAUUUUUAAGAUUAAACGUAAUCGUGUUUGCUCACUAAAUUAAAUUACAUAACAUGUCCACAUACACAUUGCUAACCCUGACGUUUCACGUUUUUUUCGCAAUCUAAUCCCAUCUAAAGUUUCUUGGAAUGUGUCACUCAAAUAUGAUUGAUUUUUAUCUAAUUGAAAGGCUAUGUAUAAGAUUUGUGUAAUAACAUUCUAUCUUCCUUUACAUCCUCCUAAGCAUUCCGCCAUUUUAUACAUCGCCUUGAGUAAUAAUUCGUUUCUCCCCCUCUAAAUCCUAAAUAUUGCCCCAGAACUUGUCUGUCUGAGGUAACGAGUGUAUUACAUAUACAUAUCGAAAAUUCAUUCUCGUAUUCGACUUAGUUUGUACCUUUAUUUUUUAACGCUAAUCAAGUCGAUAAUUAUAUACGAGGGUAGCCGACAUUCAUGUUUCGUUAACAUCAUACGAUCAAAUCGGAGUUAUAUCAACGGGCCACUCAAAUCUAAUCAACUUUGGUUAACGUCUGAUAAAAUCUCGACACAAAUUCGUAAAACCUGGUUUUCUUUUUCUUACUUGCGUCGCUUGUUUUUCCUUUAGUUUUUGCCAUUCACUUGGAGCUGUAUUUUCACAUGGAUUGAAGCGACCACGUCUACUCGGUGAUACUGGUUGUCAUCCAUGGCAUUUUAUUGAAGAAGCUGCGGCUAAAGAAGUAGAAAGAGAUUUCUCUUCUGUUUACUCACGUUUAGUAUUAUGUAAAACCUUCCGAUUGGACGAAGAAGGCAAAGUCCUCAGUCCGGAAGAAGUGUUAUAUAGAACAAUACAUAGUAUAAACAUGUCACACGAUUUAGCUAAUGCUCAUAUGGAUAUCAAAUUUCGUUCCUUGAUCUGCUCAGGUUUAAACGAACAACUAUUACAUCUAUGGUUCGAAAUUCUUUGUUCAUCAGUUAAAGUAGUUAGUAAAUGGUAUCAUCCUUGGUCAUAUCUUCGCAGUCCUGGUUGGGUUCAAAUUAAAUGUGAAUUACGUGUUCUUAGUCAAUUCGCGUUUCAUUUAUCACCAAUAUACGAAUUAAACAGUCUUCAAAAUUUCAAUCAUAUUCGACAAACUGGUUUUACGGCGUCUAAAUUAUUUGCUUUAUCAUCGGAGAGUUUGCCGCGUCGUACCAAUAAAUCCAGCUCAAAGGUAAUAUCUACGAUGGGUAAUGCAUUAGACUUGCAUAAAGUCAAACCUUUACAACGUUUAAUGACUGCUUCAUCUGUUGUCGAUCCAAUGAAUGAUCCGCCAUGUCUGUCUUUAUCAUCAAUUCUAAUACCCAAUGAUGAGAAUUUGAAUGAAAUAGAUAGUAACAUGACAACAGCUGCAACAGAGACGACCGGAGACAUGCUAGUCAAGUAUCAUCUCUUCAGCUGGGAAUUGUGACAAAUGUCUUAAUACCAGCCGACGUUUUCACUCCUUGUUGUUGUUUUGCUUCACGAUUUCGCACCAGUACUCAGAAGUGGGUCUUGAACAAGAUCAAUUUUUCUGUGAUUCCUUUUCUAAUUUUUUGCCUACCGCUGUUUAUCAUGCCUCUUUUAUUUCUAUGUGACUCGAAGUUUUAUUAUUUUAAACUGCGAUGACUGACUAUUUUUUGUGUCUUUUGUUCAAUUAGACUUCCAUGAUUUCCUCUCUUUAAAUUAUAUAUAUUACAAGAUGGCGGUCUGUCAUGUCAUUUUGGUGUUGGUCUUGUGAUAUUUGUCUGUUAGAGGGUACGUUCAAUUUUUAGUCGUGUCUUACUGUAAACUGUUGUGAUUGUUUCCUUGCUUUCGUUCACCUCAUGGUCUUUCUUUCAUAUCACAUGAAAAAUUUGUUUCUAUUCUCAGUUAACUUGGAAUUAGUCUUUUUUGUCUAUACAUAAUGAGUAGGUUUCGUUGACUUUCCAAGAUCUUUGUAACAAUAUAAGAUAUGUGUUUCGUACACCAAGAAUCGUAUUUCAUUUGUAUUUAUUCACAUUUUUCCAAUUUCCAUGAAUUUACUCUUUUUCUAAAAACAAAGUAUAUAAAUUAUGUAUUUGUUUAACUCUUUUCUCUACCUGAAUCAUUCGAAAUAUACACGAUAACUGCACUUUUGUAACGGUGUUUUGCAAUACUAGUAUAUUUUUAUAACUAUUACGUACAUAUAAACAUAUAUUUUGGCGGUGCAUCAUGUCUGACAAAAUGUCGUCAACUGAAUGUGAUAUAAUAACGAAUCAUUUCCUUUUUUUCAAGCGAACUAUUUUGUGAAAUUUUCAAAGUUUAUUCACAUCGUGUAAACGCUUGUCUGUGUGCUAUCACUACAUAAAUAUCUGUGAAUCGUUUGUUUAUGAUUGCAGUCUUGUGUCGUACGUGUCUUUUUGUUUCGUCUAUUCACUCAUUUCCUUUUUUGCUUUAUUCGUAUUGUUUUACUGAUAAUAUACACAUAUAGGUGUUUAUCCGUCUUCAUUUUCAUUCUUCCUCCACCCCCCUCCUCACUUUCCUAACAUUUUGAUCUAUUUUCCAGUGUAUUGUGAGUCAAACUGUGAUUCAAUAGGUUAAAGUUUUGUUUGUAUGCAUAUGUUUGUUUACUGUUUGUUGAAAAAAGUAAGAAAAAACCGUUCAUGUUUUUCUUGAUCGUCCCAAUCACAAAAUAAAGACUAAUAAAAUUCGAAAAAUUCCCUCCAUUUUUUCAAUUGUGUUUUCCAGGUUACACUUUCGACUUUAUGUAGAAUAGAGUUUUAAAGUAUUCUGAUCUCUUAACUGUUUCACCAGUAAUUCGUCAUCAUAUCUACCCAAUUUUGAUAAAUACACAUAAAAUUGUCUACGCUUAUGUGAUAGCUUGCUAUAAAUUAACUUCAAAUAAUCCAGUAAACGAUAUAAAUGCGUGUUUAUUUGUAUACCAAUAGGUUCCUGUUGUAUGACUCAGGUGAAAUCAAAAACAAAUUAUGGGGCAAUAGAAACGUCUAUCAAAUUACUGGUAAACAUCGAGGGUAUAGCUCAACUAUACAUGUUAAUUGUAGGAUCUUGAUCUUACGAUGUCUGUAAUUCAUCUCAAUGUGAGCUAUUGAUUAAUUAAUAGUGAGUGCUGCGGAUUUGAGUGUACUCAGAACUUACUCUUGUCACCCUUCGUGAAGGAGCAUAGGCCGCCCACAAGGUUUAUUCGAAAACUAGCUAUUAAUCAAUGUACAUAUAAUGUUGGGUCUAUUUUGAAUGUGAAAAUUAAUCUCCGUCUCAGUUAUAUCCUUUCUGUCUUUGGACUGUGCCGAAUAAGACUGGAUGGCUUGUGUUGUGGCUUGUAUUUAAGUAGUAGUGUGGUGUUUGCUACUUAGGCUGACAGAUAUAAGUAGUGUUUAGCAGCAAUCGGAAGUGGAAUACCUACCAGCAGGAGAUCGGAGAGCAAUCGAAAUAACAAGUGAAUUAAAGGAAUAAUAUAGUAUAUAAAAAGACAAUGCAAACGAUGUAUUUAAUGUAUGAUUUUCAUACUUCACCAAGCCACUUUGUGAUUUUACAUUAAACAAUAAAUUGGUUUGCCCCACCAAGUCUUCGAUCAACAGACAAUACCCGGACAUCUCAGCUUUAUUGGUUUGGAACACAUAAAACAUGUUGAUUGAAGCCAGCCAGUUCUCCAAACAAUAGUAAAAGUCAUUGAAUUUCAAACAAUAGUUGAUAACAAAGGAACUGAAUCCUCGAAAACCAAUAAUCGAUAACCACAUUCAUAGACUUAAUGGUGUGGAGGAGUUCAAUAAAAUUUAUUCUAAAUUAUGGUUCGCAAUCAUAGUAUGCGGUUCCGGAAGAUUCUUUGAAUUGAAAAGGUCCAAAGAUCUGUCGCACUUUUUAGUGAUAAAUUAUUUUACAAAAUUUAUGAUAUGGUUCAUUCUUCAAACAUCUUGAGGGACUUUUAUCAAAAGCUGCUGUGGAUUAAAAUCAAUAAUAUGCCCCCGUAUAUUAUACUUUAAUUCGAACCGUAAUAACAACGUUGAACUAAUUCUUUCUUACUACACUAAGGAUGAUACCACACAUUUAUGAAUCUUACUAGUAAGUAAACAAAAAUAACUAGCUUAUCGUGAUUUGAUAAAAAAAACAUUACAAGAUUCAAUAUGGUGCAUAUCUCAUAUGGCAACCAUCACAAACGAAUAUAUGCAGAAUUGAUGUUUUCCUAAUUUUGGUUUUCGUUGUUCUAAAUCAUGAAGUAGAUAAAUACGAUAAAAUUACACAACAGAAUCAUGUUGAUUUGGAGGCUUCACCUUCUUGGUCACAAUCCAAUUACGAAUCGAAGAACAUUCAAAAUAUGAAAAGGAAAUCUUUGAUUAUUACCCGUCUCUCAGUGGUUUUUAAAAUAACAAUAGUUUGUCACAAAAUUUAUCUUUAAUGUCUUUUACAGUUGUGAUAAAUUACCCAAAUUAAUAUUGUAUAUAAAUUUUGAUUACUAGCUGAAACUACGUAUAUGCGCCCAAAAAGAAUGAUCAACACGUCUGAGAAAAAAUAUGCAUAUAUUGGUUAAAUUAGUGUUGCUUUAUUCAUAUUCAAUCACGCUUAGUGCAGACAAAGGUUUUAAUCACCUUACAAAGUUAAAAAGAAUAAAAAAGCAGUUUGAUUUAAGUUUUGCGCGAAGUCCGUCACGCCCAGCACCACUUGUCACUUUACCGUUCAUUUAACUAAUGAGUCCUGGGUAUUUAAGCCUACUUUUCAUCGAAAAUUUUAUUUCAAGCCCCAACUUUCUGUAUUUUGGCGUUUCUUAUGUGGUAUAUUGGCCUGAACUUAACUAACAUAUGCAUUAGAGAAAGUUGCGGAUAACUCCAAAAGCUUGACAUGAAAUCUUCGGUGAAAAUUCCACUAAUAUUCAGCAGCCACCCACUAAAUGAAUAGGAAAUUGAUCGAAAGUAUUGAGUGAAGCACUCAUUGGGAAUAGGAGAUAACCUCAGUUCACAGGUUCCUAAAACUCACUCUAUAGUUUUACUUAUAAUGCUGACCUGUAUCAAACCCUGCAG
Messenger RNA from Schistosoma haematobium, 17266 nucleotides. RefSeq names its product Small G protein signaling modulator 3. The record is from RefSeq and is a predicted model, not a curated record. The transcript has 9 exons. Gene Ontology annotation, molecular function: protein binding. NCBI's taxonomy places the organism in Eukaryota, Metazoa, Platyhelminthes, Trematoda, Strigeidida, Schistosomatidae. Bases 1476 to 2105 code for a protein of 209 amino acids.